AGCAAGACCUCAGCCAUGAGACUUCUCCUCCUGACUUUGCUGGGAGUCUGCUGCCUCACCACGUACACUGUGGAAGGUGUGGGGACUGAAGUCCUAGAGGAGAGUUUCUGUGUGAGCUUGACAACUCAGCCACUGCCAGUUCAAAGAAUCAAGACCUAUACCAUCAGGGAGGGCAUACUGAAAGCAGUAAUUUUUGUCACCAGACGAGGAGUGAAAAUCUGUGCUGAUCCACACGCCAAAUGGGUGAAAGCAGCGAUCAAAACUGUGGACAGAAGGACCCGUGCCAAAAAGAACAUGACUGAAACUAGCCCCACAAGAGCCCAGAGGUCCACCAGCACAGCCAUGACUCUGUCUGGGUAGCAGUCUCCAGGACAGCAUUUCCUCAACAGCCAAACAGCUCUUCUCAGCUCACAGGCUCAUGG
Onychomys torridus (southern grasshopper mouse) is the source of this 422-nucleotide messenger RNA. Its product is annotated as lymphotactin-like. The transcript is spliced from 3 exons. Gene Ontology annotation, cellular component: extracellular region. Bases 16 to 360 code for a protein of 114 amino acids. The record is from RefSeq and is a predicted model, not a curated record. Lineage: Eukaryota; Metazoa; Chordata; Mammalia; Rodentia; Cricetidae. Gene Ontology annotation, molecular function: CCR chemokine receptor binding; chemokine activity. Gene Ontology annotation, biological process: positive regulation of T cell chemotaxis; cellular response to tumor necrosis factor; cellular response to interleukin-1.